CCUGCGCCAUCACGCGCAGGCGCGGCUCGGCCAUGGCGGCGGCUGUGGAAGGGCGCCUCGCUCAGUUCCGCGCUGCCCGCAGCGGCGCUGUCGCUGUUCCGCGCCCCGCCGACCCACCGGGAAAGGCCGCGGCUCCGGAGGCCGUCGAAAAACCGCAGGCAGCCGCAGGGUGCCCGGGCGGCGGCGCUCAGGUCCGUCCCGGCGCGACGGCGGCAGCUCCGGUGUGGGCGCGGCCGCUGUUGCUGAAGGUGUUGCUGUGGACCGUGCUGCUGGCGCUGUUCGCGGAACUGGAACUCGGGCUGCCCUACUUCGUCCUCUCCCUGCUCUACUGGAUGUACGCCGGAACCCUCGGCCCCGCCGAGCGGCGGCCCGGUGAGCUCAGCGCCUACUCCGUCUUCAACCCCGGCUGCGCCGCCAUCGCCGGGACGCUGACUGCCGAGCAGCUGGAGCGGGAGCUGCACUACCGGCCCGCCACGGGCAGGUAGCACCCGGCCCGGCGGGGACUGCGCUGUGCUGGGCUGGCCUCGCAGCCGCCGCCCCGAGGAAGGGCCGGGCCUUGGGGGAAUGAAAUGGGGUUUGUUCCUAUGCAAAAAUUCGCCUGAGCCAUACUGCUGGACCCGGGUCUCCCGGCGCCGGACCGUCCCGAAUAAAGCCGUAGCAAAGCCUGC
Poecile atricapillus (Black-capped chickadee) is the source of this 668-nucleotide messenger RNA. RefSeq names its product SAYSVFN motif domain containing 1 (gene SAYSD1). The transcript has 2 exons. NCBI's taxonomy places the organism in Eukaryota, Metazoa, Chordata, Aves, Passeriformes, Paridae. The coding region runs from base 33 to 485 and encodes 150 amino acids. The record is from RefSeq and is a predicted model, not a curated record.